AUGACUAGCCUCCUUUCACGUUUGGCUAACAGCCGGGGGCAGAACCCACCCCUGCCCCCCUGGGCUCAUACCAUGAUGAGGUCCCUGGGCAGGAGUCUCGGUCCCCUAAUGGCCAGCAUGGCAGAGAGAAACAUGAGGAUGUUCUCUGGGAGGGUAGAGCUAACUCAGGGGGAAGAAACCUUUGAAAACUGGCUGAGCCAAGUCACUGGGGUCCUGCCUGAUUGGCAUAUGUCUGAGCAGGAAAAGGUCAGGCGCCUAAUGAAAACCCUUAGGGGCCCUGCCCGGGAGGUCAUGCGUUUGCUCCAUGCUUCCAAUCCCGGCCUGAAUGUGGCAGAAUUUUUGCGGGUAAUGAAACUGGUCUUUGGAGAGUCUGAGAGCAGUGUGAUAGCCCAUGGUAAAUUUUUUAAUAUGGUUCAAUCAGGUGAAGAGAAAACAUCCCUGUAUAUGAUCCAUUUGGAGUCGCAGUUGCAGAAUGCUAUCCAGGCAGGGGUCUUUGCUGAGGAGGAGGCAAACAAGGCACGCCUGCACCAGCUCCUGGUAGGGGCUGAUCUCAGUAGAGACCUUCGACACAGGCUUAAGGGGCUUCUCAGGAUGUAUGCACAUGAUCCAGAGAGCCUUCCUGAUUUCCUGGAGGUGAUCAGGAUGAUAAGGGAGGAGGAGGAUUGGGAGGACACUUAUAUUAAACAGAAGCGGCCCAGAAGAGCUGAGCCAGUGUUGGAGAGGGCACCCAGUCCAGUGACAUUUCAGCCCCCCCCACCAAUAAUGAUCAACAAUACUGACGGCGAUGUGAUAGAGAUAGAUGACUCUCCGGAUGAUUCAGAUGACGAUGUGAUCUUGGUGGAGCCUGAGGACCCACCACUGCCAUACGCAAGUGCCGCCCCCGUUGCAGGCAGGGCUGUUCCCGAGGACCAAGUGGUGGUCAUUGAGUCCCCCCCCAUUUCUGAGAUUCAGUCUCCUUCCACCAGCAGUGGUUCUGGGCGUCCGAACAAUAGUUUGGGGGAGGUGCGUAGAACCAGGAAGCGGAGACACGCAGUUCACUGCCCCGUUUGUGGCGAGGAGGGCCACUCUGAAGAAGCCUGUGAGGCCGCAAGGGCCCCCCCCCCCCCCCCCCCCCCCCCCCGUCUUAUGAGUUUGUCGCCGUGCAGGACGUGCCCCAACCUGAGGAACCGAGGGCAAGAGAGGCUAUUUUUGGACCCUUUUUCUUCUGUGAGCCACAGUAAGAUGCUCUCCUCCAGCCUCGAAUUAACCCUUACCUGUAUUCAGAGUUCAAUGACGGAGAAGUUGGGGGGACAGACUUGUAAAUGCAUGAAGAAAUCCACAAAGUGGCUUUCUUUUGCGGGUAGAGAAAGGGUCUUCAACACCAGGACAGUAGAGAGAAAUGGUCUGAUCUUUUGCGGGUAG
Molecule: messenger RNA, 1401 nt
Organism: Microtus oregoni (creeping vole)
Lineage: Eukaryota; Metazoa; Chordata; Mammalia; Rodentia; Cricetidae
Product: zinc finger CCHC domain-containing protein 12-like
Exons: 1
Coding region: 1-1401 (466 amino acids)
Cellular component (GO): nucleus
Source: RefSeq, a predicted model, not a curated record